Molecule: messenger RNA, 2562 nt
Organism: Megalopta genalis
Lineage: Eukaryota; Metazoa; Arthropoda; Insecta; Hymenoptera; Halictidae
Source: RefSeq, a predicted model, not a curated record
UCAACACGCAUGCAGCCGGCCGGAGCGUGUCCCCCUCAGUCGUCGCGCUGAAAUCGCGUCGCGUUGCGUCGCGUCGUCGUCGUCGUCGCCACGACUCGAAACUUCCGCGACUCCUGCCUUCCUUACCGCGAGCUGCAACUUCCGCCGGCGAGGUCAAUUAAUCGUCGCCACAUGCGCCUGAUACGGUGCCAUCGAAAUUUCGAAAUCUGGUUGUUGUGAGAGCCGCCGAUAAUAUGAAUCUAGAGGAGUAUCGAAAGCAUGGAAAAGAAAUGGUGGACUACAUCGCCGACUACCUGGAGAACAUCCGAUCCCGACGCGUUUAUCCAGCCGUUUCCCCGGGUUACCUGAGGAACAUGCUGCCGUCGUCGGCGCCGGUGAACGGCGAGCCCUGGGAAGACAUUUUCGCCGACAUCGAAAAGUGCAUAAUGCCUGGAGUGACUCACUGGCAAAGUCCGCACAUGCACGCUUACUUUCCCGCUUUAAACUCGCCUGCCAGCCUGCUGGCCGACAUGCUGGCCGACGCGAUCAACUGUCUUGGAUUUACCUGGGCCUCGAGUCCCGCGUGCACGGAACUGGAGACCAUCGUAAUGAACUGGCUGGGCAAAAUGAUCGGCCUGCCAGAGGAAUUCUUGCAUCGUCCAGGAGGAUCCGGCGGCGGUGGCGUGAUACAAACCACCGCGUCGGAAGCCACUCUCGUUUGCUUACUCGCAGCAAGAACCCGAGCCAUUAGAGACGUUCAUGAAAACGAGCCGGCCCGUUUAGCAGCCGAAAUCAAUUCAUGUCUCGUCGCCUACUGCUCCGACCAAGCUCAUUCCAGCGUUGAAAAGGCUGGUCUGAUAGGUUUGGUGCGAAUGAGAUACAUCGAAUCCGACGAUCAACUUAGCAUGAGGGGUGAAACGUUGCUCGAUGCGGUAACACGUGACAGAUCCGAGGGUCUGAUCCCAUUUUUCGUUUGCGCUACUUUGGGCACGACGGGUGCGUGUGCUUUCGACAACCUCAGCGAAGUUGGCCGAGUGUGUGCCGAGAACGGACUCUGGCUGCACGUGGACGCAGCGUAUGCAGGCAGCGCAUUCGUCUGCCCCGAAUUCCGCGGCUGGCUCCAAGGAAUCGAGUACGCCGAUUCGAUAGCAUUUAAUCCUAGCAAAUGGCUGCUGGUGCACUUCGACUGCACCGCGAUGUGGGUGAAAAGCAGCCAGGCGCUGCACAGAACUUUCAACGUGGAUCCGUUGUACCUGAAGCAUGAAAAUUCAGGGCUUGCUAUCGAUUACAUGCACUGGCAAAUCCCGUUGUCGAAGAGGUUUAGAGCCCUGAAACUCUGGUUCGUCAUUAGAAAUUACGGAAUCACCGGCCUUCAGAAACAUAUUCGCGAGGGAGUCAGGCUGGCACAAAAGUUCGAGGCACUGGUUUUAGCGGACACUCGCUUCGAAAUUCCUGCGCCACGGCACCUGGGCUUGGUGGUCUUCCGUCUUCGCGGUGAAAAUACGUUAACGGAGAAGCUGCUGAAGAAAAUGAACACGAGGGGACGUGUGCACUGUGUACCGGCAGCUUUACACGGAAAAUACGUGAUCAGGUUCACCGUCACCUCCACUAACACGACCAACGAGGACAUAUUGAGGGACUGGGCAGAAAUACGCAACACGGCGAACGAAAUAAUCGGGGACACCGCGAAUUCUCCUGUUAGAGCAAGAGUUCCACUCGCAGAAAGCUCAGACACUCGUGAGAAGAACGAAAACUUCGGCUCGAGCUUGCUGUUAGCCAAUUCGCCGAUGUCGCCGAAGAUAGUGAACGGCAGUUUUGCCGCCAUUUACGACACGGCCGACGUUUUCGCGGAAUGCACGAAGGCUUUCGGUCAGUUCCGACUCGAGGCUAGAGACAGUCCAGCUAUGCGGCGACGAAUUAAAGGAAUACUCAUGUCGGGAAAGCAAUUCUCUUUGGACUCGCGUAUGGACCUCGUACAGGGAUACGCCUGCUGUCGCCCGGUCGUCGACAUGUCCUCCGAGCUACCGUUGAAAGAGGACGAGGACGCCUGCGGUGCCAGCGAGACAGGAUCCGACGCGACCGGAUCCAAUAAUGAUGCUUCCGGCGAAAGCUCGGCCGCACUACAGAAUUCGCCGGAGGCGGCGACGCCGGAGAAACGGCUGCGAAAGCAAAACAGUAUAGCCCGGCCGAAUUACGGCGCCGUGAACGGUUCCAUCAGGAUCGGUCUACAAGAUUGCUCGAACGAAUUAGCGUCCAUGGUGGUGACAGAGGCGAAUCUGCCGAGGAGCGAAACCAUUGGCGCCAUUUGCCAUCGGUCCUACGAUACGCAGGAGCAACGGAGCGCUAUCGAGAAGGAGGCGAAGAGCAACGACGGUGACGCCGGUUUCUGCAGAAAAUGUGGCCACUGUAUGGCGAAGGAUGGCAAUUAGUCGACGCUACGUUAACUCCGACAGAUCGCGAUCGAUCGCGUUCCCUCGUCCGCACCACGGAUUCAAUGUUGUUCGGCAUUAAGCGUGACGAUUCGCAGCACCCGCGAUGAAUUGUUGCUACCAGCUGAGAAUAAAUCUGAAGUUACUCUCGCAA